AUGAAAAGACAAUAUGUCCCAGCUGAUUCUAUACCUAAAUAUAUCUUCACACUCCUACAAGCAUAUGAGGAAAUUAAGUAUUAUGAUAAAGAACAACAACAAAUGGAGAAAAAACAGAAACAGGCAGGAAAUACAAUGGAGAAAUAUGAAGACAAUGUAACAGAAGAUAGUGUAAUAUAUGGAACAGAUAGAUCGAUUGCAUUCCAGUACGAAAUGUCCUGUUUCGAUGAAAGAUUGACAGAUUCUGAAAUAAAUAAAAUAUUAGAAGAACUUGAAGAAGAACAUCAUAAAUGGGAAUUACUUUCUUUAUACUGGCAAUCAUACAGAAAUGAAAGAAGUAAAUAUCUUGCACUUAAAAAAUCUUUGCAAGAAAAAUUUUUAGAAUUGCAAAAAAAACAAACUAUUGCAACUCUCGAAAUAUAUAACAAGAAAUGGAAUAAAUGUGAACAGAUAGUUAGUAAUAAUUUGACAGAACAAAACGAACAUGUUAAUAGUGUAUUUCGUACCAUGCUUGCAAAGGAAAAAUUGAGCAAACAUGAAUUUGAGAAGAUUUUAUAUGAUUUCAGACAAUCAUGGAAAGAAGUCACCACUAACACAGCAGACGAAUGUAUAGCCCUUAUGGAAGAACCCAUUUACUUAGAAGUCAUAUACGUCCAGAAUGACCCCCGUAAAAUAGGCAUGAGGAUUCCAGGUUUCAAGGUUCCUGUUGCACCGUAUCAGCCCAGGGGGAAUUUUGAUUCCAAAGUUGGAGCAGACACAUUAUUAUGGUCCUCACAUAAUGCGACACAAGUUGAAAACACUAAAAAAAAACUCAAAGGAACUGCAGUGAACAGAACCUGGUCGGGGGCAAAGUCUGUGAAAUCAGAUUCUAAGGUUGGAUCAGGAGGGUCGUUGCCACCAUCCCUACAAAAUAAGGCACAAAGUGAAAAGAAUCAAAAGGAUCCUAAAGGUAAUGCGAUGAAGAGUGGAACGAAUAAACAAACACCAGAGCAAAAUAAAGCACCCGCAACUCCUAGUGGAGGUUCCCUUAAAGAACCUGCGCCGGGCACAGAUUCCGGAAAAUCGAAGCCCAAAGAUGGAUCAAACGGGUUACAAGUGGCAUCACAGAAUGGAGCACAAAUUAAACAAACAAAUAAAGUGUGGAUCCCCGCUACAUUGAUCGUCCUUGGUUUCUAUAUAGCAGCAUUGUGUUUUAACCCGACUAACAAUGCUGGAGAGAUGAUUUUGCCAUCGGUCCUUGGAGUCACGGGGAGCAUAGGACUCAUGCUCGUGAUCAUGUUAAUUCGUUUCUACCUCCGCAAAGGCCGAUCGCACUUGCCGAAAAAAGCCCUGAAGGAUACAAUUUCAGCAAAGGAAGAUCAGAAACCAGAUGUAUCCAAGAAACCGGAAGCACCUGAGAAGCAGGAAGCAUCUGGGAAAUUAGAUGCACCUAAUAAACCGGAAGUAUCGGGAAAAAUGGAAGAACAUAAGAAACCAGAAGUGCCAAAGAAACCGGAAGCACCGAGGAAACUGAAACUACCGUGGUCACAGAAAUUACCUAAAAAACCAUAA
Plasmodium fragile is the source of this 1551-nucleotide messenger RNA. RefSeq lists its product as uncharacterized. The transcript has 3 exons. Bases 1 to 1551 code for a protein of 516 amino acids. The record is from RefSeq and is a predicted model, not a curated record. NCBI's taxonomy places the organism in Eukaryota, Apicomplexa, Aconoidasida, Haemosporida, Plasmodiidae.